Messenger RNA from Balaenoptera musculus (blue whale), 833 nucleotides. RefSeq names its product heterogeneous nuclear ribonucleoproteins A2/B1-like. The transcript has a single exon. NCBI's taxonomy places the organism in Eukaryota, Metazoa, Chordata, Mammalia, Artiodactyla, Balaenopteridae. The record is from RefSeq and is a predicted model, not a curated record. The annotation marks the transcript as partial.
AAUAAAGUACAUUUGAAAACCUCAAAAAAAAAAAAAAAAAAGACUGUAUUGCAGAAAUACCAUACCAUCAAUGGUCGCAAUGCAGAAGUAAGAAAGGCUUUGUCUAGACAAGAAAUGCAGGAAGUCCAAAGUUCUAGAAGUGGAAGAGGAGGCCACUUUGGUUUUGGAGAUUCUCGCGGUGCUGGUGGCAAUUUUGGACCAGGAAGUAACUUAAGAGGAGGACCUGAUGGAUAUGGAAGUGGUCCUGGAUUUAGGGAUGGGUAUCCUGGGUAUGGAGGAAGACCUGGAGGUGGCAAUUUUGGAGGUGGCCCAGGUUAUGGAGGAGGAGGAGGAGAGUAUGGUGGUAGAGGUUCUGGAUCUGGCAACCAGGGUGGGAGCUCCUGGGGUGGGUGUGGUAUCUAUGGAGGAAGAAAUUGUGGAAGUGGAAAUGGCAAUGAUUUUGGAAAUUAUAACCAGCAACCUUCUAACUACGGUCCAAUGAAGAGUGGAAACUUUGGUGGUAGCAGGAACAUGGGGGGACCAUAUGGUGGAAGAAACUAUGGUCCAGGAAGCAGUGAAGGAAGUGGGGGUUAUGGAGGGAGAAGCCGAUAUUGAUCUUCUUCCUAUUUACCGUGGGCUUCACUGUAUAAAUACAAGAGGAUGAGAGCCCAGAGGUAACAGAACAGCUUCAGGUGACUGAAAUAACAAUGUUAAGGAAACUCUUAUCUCAGUCAUGCAUAAGUAUGCAGUAAUAUGGCAGAAGACACCAGAGCAGAUGCAGAGAGCCAUUUUGUGAAUGGAUUGGAUUAUUUAAUAACAUUACUGUGGAGGAAGGAUUGUAAAAAAAAAAAAAA